Phytomonas sp. EM1 is the source of this 1710-nucleotide messenger RNA. Lineage: Eukaryota; Euglenozoa; Kinetoplastea; Trypanosomatida; Trypanosomatidae. The record is from the annotation of a GenBank genome assembly.
AUGGUACCUUUUCUCCUCGCACUUGCUUUCAUCCUUGGUACUAUUUACCAUGUCAACAAGGCGAUCUCAAGGUUUCAGUGCUAUCGUGCGCGUAUCAAUUAUGAUUAUGAUGCUAUAAUUGUAGGUGGGAGCAUCGCAGGGCCAGCUAUUGCAAAAGCCCUCUCAGACCAAGGCCGAAAGGUGCUUCUUGUCGAAAGAAAGCUUUUCACAAAGCCUGACCGCAUUGUUGGUGAGCUCCUACAGCCAGGUGGCAUUGGGGCACUCAAGGUUCUUGGCAUGGAGCAAUGCGCUACAUCCAUUGGCAUGCCGUGUAAGGGCUAUGUUGUGACUGAUACUAGUGGUAGGCAGUUAGAGCUUUCCUUUCGGCGUGGGAUACAAGGUGUGUCGUUUCACUUUGGUGAUUUUGUGCAGAACUUGCGUGAGUUUAUAUAUAAAAAUUGCAGGGAACAUAUUACGAUGGUGGAAGGUACUGUGAACACAAUUCUGACAGAAGGACACACGUGCUAUGAGCGGGCCUAUGGGGUUGAGUACACUGUUGUGGAAGACUACCACGAACCCGAGAAUCCUUUCCGUGUCGAUCCACCAAAACCUGGCAAAGUAUCCUACCUGACGAAGACUGCAACUGCCCCGCUGAUUGUCAUGUGUGAUGGGGGAGCAUCAAUGUGGAGAGCGCGCUACCAGCACUAUACGCCGGUUGCCGAUUACCACUCUAACUUUACAGGAAUCAUCCUUAAAAAUGCAACGUUGCCUAUUGAGCAGAACGGCACUAUCUUUUCGAGUAAAAGCGCCACUAUCCUAUGCUAUCGCCUGGAUCCCAACGAGGUGCGUGUUUUGGUGAUCACCAAGUAUGCGAGGCUCCCUCGCCUAACUAAGUUUUGUGAGUGGCUUCUGGAGGAGGUAGCUCCCUCCCUGCCAGAGGGCAUGCGUAAGGAAUUCAUUCACGCUGUUUCAGAGACAUCGAAUAUUCAGACCGUGCCCGUCGCGGCAUGUCCUCCUAGCUUUCCUUCCAUUAAGGGCUAUGUCGGGAUUGGCGACCACAAUGACCAACGGAACCCCCUUACUGGCGGUGGGAUGACAUGCGCUUUUCGGGAUGCUCUCUGCCUCGCCAACAGCCUUAAAGAUAUUCCCCACAUGCGAUCAGAUGAUUUCAUCCAUGCGUCCAUCAUUCAGGAUCACAUUCAGGACGCCAUUCUGAAGUAUUCACGCUAUCGCUAUAGCCACAGCAGUUGCAUCAAUCUCCUUUCCUGGGCCCUAUACACUGUCUUCAACACAGAUCUGCUGCGGGAAGUCUGUUUUGAAUACUUCAAGUGUGGUGGGGAUUGCGUAACGGUUCCGAUGGAUCUCCUUGGCGGGCUCAAUUCCAGUUUACUGACCUUAUUUUAUCAUUACUAUGGUGUCAUGCUCAAUGGAGUUCUCUUGUUGAUAACGGGGGGGGGAACGUUUUUGUCCAGGAGAAAUAAACCACUUUCUAAGUAUCAAAAAUUUACAAAUAUAGUUACUUUCUUUACAAGCUUUUCUCGCCUAUAUGAAGCUGCCUACCUAGUGAUCUUUUCAACAAUGAUUGUGAUACAGCUUGUUAAAAAAGAAUUCUACUCACCGUGGCGUCUAAUUGAUCCGGUCAGUGUUGUUGGAAACAUAAGUAAACAGGUCAAGACACACACCUACAAACGCUUGUUCGGCAACAAAUAUUCUAAACCUGUGGGGUUCUGA